AAUAAUCAGACUGGUAUAGAAAAUAUCUUCUUGUAAAAAAUUGGGCGUGAUUACGGAUCUUAUUUUAAUUCGAAUUCUUUCCGUCACUCAGAGUUUUAAAGUCUUGAAAAAAAAUCACUCCGCAUAUAUACGGAGUAAGUAGGGAAUUUGUUUUUUCAGCAGAAUGAUCUGAAUUUUAUUUAAAUCCGCGUUUAUUCCGAUUUGGAGAUUUCACAUAAAAAUUAACUUCUCUUGGGAAUGAAUUUCACUUCAAGGGGAUUAAAUGAAUCAAUAGCUAUCCGCAUUCCUUCUGGAUUUACUCCACGUUCACUAUGCCAAUUUUUUACAGUGUGAUUAAUUUGAUCUCAAUAAGAAAUCAAUUUGAUAAACAGUUUAUUCCGACAUUCGCUGAGAGUUUUAACAUGACGCAGAGCUUGCUUUCUUGUCAUUCUCUAGUAUACAUUCUUGCAAAUCGGUUCUCAUAUUUUCAAAUUAUAUUUUGUUAUUUUUAUCAUAUUUUUAGAAUUAUAGAAGAACUAUAAUUAAUUAAUUAAGUUUAACACAGGGGUAAUAAAUUUCCUUGGUCAUCAAAGGACAAAAUUACAAGAAAUCAACUUUGAUAAUUUUUUAAACAUUUAUAGUGAAGAUUAAUUAUACAAUUAUUAAAAAAUUAUAAUAAUCGAGGAUGAUGCCAGAUAAUCAAUCAGUGAUAGAAAGUAAUGAAUAUAAUUAUGAUUGGACAGUUCAAAUAAACAGAAAAAAUAAACAACUUACUUCAAAUUUAUUUGAAAUAAAAUCAUCACCUGGAUUAAAUUUUUGUAUGACCGCUGAAAUAAAUAAUAAUAGUAAUUUAAUUAAAGUAAAAAUAAUAAAAACAUUCACUAAAUUGGCAAUUGCAACAAUUGAACUUAAAAUAGCAGAUAUACCGCCAAUUAUAAAAGAUAUAUCUGAGUGGAAAGAUGUUAUUAUAUUUGACAAAAUUCCAAUUCCUUCUGGUUGUGAUGAUUGCCAAAAAAAUACAUGGAAUUUAUGUAUUUUAACAACACCAGACAGCCAUGAAUAUCGUAUCAAAAUUAGUUGUUCGAUAAUUUGGUAUGGAUUUGUUGAUGAAUUGCUUGCGCCAAAAAUCUUUGAAGACAUGCAGCGAUAUUUAAAUACAUUGGAUUUUAGUGAUAUUAUUAUCAAAGUUGAUGACACAGAAUUUCAUGCCCAUAAAAUUGUUUUGGCUUCUCAGAGUCCAGUUUUUGCUGACAUGAUAGCGACGUCUGAAUCAAACGGAUCAUCUAAAGAACAAUUCAUCGAUCUUCAAGACGUUGAUGUUAAUGUUGUGUAUGAAAUGCUGACGUUUUUAUAUUACGGCAAAUUAGAGAAAGCUCAUUAUGAUUAUCGAAUUGCUUUAAAGCUAUUCGAAGCAGCGGCUAACACCCGUAUAACAAAAUUAAAAGAUGUUUGUGGAGUUAUUUUGAGUAAUAAAUUAGCUCUUGAAAAUGUAUUAUCGUUAUUAGAACUAGCAAGAAAAUAUAAUUCAUUGAUAUUGCGACAACGUGCGAUGACUUUUAUUAUAAAUAAUCGUAAACAAUUAUUUCUAUGAGUUAACUCAAAUAAAUUUUUGUAAGUUAAUUUAUAUUUCGAUAAAAUAUUUCGUAUUUUUGAUCGAAUUUAUGUUAUAAAUGUUUUAUAGUUACACGAUUUGAAAAUAUUAUCAAAGUUUAUGUAAGUUGAUUUUGAAAACACUAUAUUUUUUCUACGCACUCCUCUAAUGCAAAGGGUUUGAUUUGAGCUCUAGGUCCGGGACAAGAAUAAAACUUUAAAUCAAGUUUUAUUGCCUACUUGGUUUGCCAAAUCGAAAUUUAGAACCGUUUUUCACAAGAAACUUGACUUUUUUUACGGAAAUAUGAAAUGCAUUGAGUUUUCGUCUUGAUUUAGACUUAAAUGACUUGCUUAGUCACGGUUUAAGACGAAAAAGCCUAAACCAAGUCGAAAUCGACUUGGCUUAGAUUUAUUCGACGUACAUUACAAUUCGAAGAAGUCAACAAGGCGAAUGUCUCCUGUUCUGUGAGAUAAAAAACUACGAAUAAGUUGAAACUAAGAUGAAAAACAGCUCUGAAAGUUGACAAAAAUUUAAUUCAAGUCGAAAAAGUCGAGAUCUUAGCAGAAAAUCAUCAGCGAAUUGAUAACUUCAAAACAACAUAAGGUGAAGCGAGUCUGAAUCAAGUUUCAUUUUUGACCCAGACGGGGAUACAAAGAAAAAUAAAUUGCCGUUGCAAGUAAAUAUUAUCAUAUUUGCUUAGAUAAAUUUAUUUAAAUUACACAAACAUACAGUUGAUCCAGUAAAUAUUUUCUUAAUUUAAAAAAUUACCCACAAAAAAAUGAUUUAUUUGAAUUUACAAAUUAUUCAUCUCAGUACAUUUAAAAAUUUUUGGUCAAUAUUUUUCCAGUAUUUAAACAUCAUAAGUCAUUGACUAUAAUCAAUUACUAGUUUCGGAUGUUUUUAUAAACAAGUCUUAAAUUUAAUGUGAAAUAAAUAUUUAAAUUAUUUUUUGUUAUUCAUCCGUAAGUAAAUACAAUCGAAAUAUCGGUAGUGUUCAUGUCACAAUUGAUAUGCGCGUUUGUUUUCUAACAUAAUCAAGGUCACAAUUUAUCAUUAAUAUUUAAAACAUCUUAAAUAUCGUAACUUUACAAUUCAUAUAUCUACAGGAUUAGUUUAAUUAUUACUGGAAUUUUUUAAAAUUUAUUUGGAAGAGUAUGCGAUUCAAAAUCACUCACGAAAUUCUUACCGUUAAAUUAAUAACAAUAAUUGAUAAAUUUUUUAUUAUUUCUAAAAGCAUUUUUUUUUU
Molecule: messenger RNA, 2816 nt
Organism: Microplitis demolitor
Lineage: Eukaryota; Metazoa; Arthropoda; Insecta; Hymenoptera; Braconidae
Product: protein maternal effect lethal 26
Exons: 4
Coding region: 665-1570 (301 amino acids)
Biological process (GO): proteasome-mediated ubiquitin-dependent protein catabolic process; regulation of proteolysis
Cellular component (GO): cytoplasm
Molecular function (GO): ubiquitin protein ligase binding
Source: RefSeq, a predicted model, not a curated record